Messenger RNA from Malurus melanocephalus (red-backed fairy wren), 897 nucleotides. It is a transcript of the gene CIART, whose product is annotated as circadian associated repressor of transcription. The transcript has 4 exons. Gene Ontology annotation, cellular component: nucleus. Gene Ontology annotation, molecular function: RNA polymerase II cis-regulatory region sequence-specific DNA binding. Gene Ontology annotation, biological process: negative regulation of DNA-templated transcription; circadian regulation of gene expression. The coding region runs from base 151 to 783 and encodes 210 amino acids. The record is from RefSeq and is a predicted model, not a curated record. NCBI's taxonomy places the organism in Eukaryota, Metazoa, Chordata, Aves, Passeriformes, Maluridae.
GUGACAGUCCGUGCGAGAACAAGGCAGCUCCUCUAUCUUCUUCCAUCUUUGUCCGAUAUCGCCCUUUUUUCUCCUGCGUUUCCCUCCGUCCCCAGGCAGCCUCAGACCCCGCUGGAGCUGACCCCAGGGAGAGGCUCCUCUUGGGGGGCCAUGGAGCCCCCUGCCCGCGCCUGCUCCUGCGGCUCCCCGGCCUCUGACAGUGAACCGGGGGCGGGCAGCUCUCCCCGGAGCCCCCCCAAACCCGAGCGCAGCCGCAAGCGCCCGGGGGGGCUGGACCGGGCACCCCCCGAAUCGCCACCGUCGCCCCGCGGGGGGAAGCGGCCGCGGAAAGGGGAGGGGGGGGAUGCCCCUCCCAGCGAUGGCGAUCGKCUCUUUGCCCAAAAGUGCCGGGAGCUCCGCGGUUUCAUCCGUCCCCUGGCAGAGCUGCUGGAGGGGCUGCGGCGGGGCCGCUACGACAGAGGGCUGAGCAGCUUCCAGCAGAGCGUGGCCAUGGACCGGCUGCAGCGGAUCAUCGGGGUCCUGCAGAAGCCAGAAAUGGGUGCCCGCUACCUGGGGACGCUGCUGCAGGUGGAGGCCAUGCUGCGCCUCUGGUUCCCCCACGUCGCCCCCAAACCGGCGCUGGACCCGGCCCCGUCCGCGGCUCCCCCGCGCCGCCGCCCCCCCGCCGGUCCCCCGGGAGCGCCCCGGUGCUGUCACCUGCCCGGGGACCUGUCCCUGGCCAGCCCCGCGGUGACAUUACCGCCGGGAGAGACCCCCGAGUCGCCCCCCGCGCCCGAUGUGUGACACCCCCCCCGGCUCGGGGGGGGGACUCGUCUGCAUUCUCGGUUUUGCCUUUUUUGAUUGUUUUUUUACCGGUGGUCAGUGAGACCCGCGGGCGGGCGGGACUGACCGGGGGUU